AGGUCUUUUAAUUUUGUUAAGGAUCAUCUUUCUCUUUUUCACUUCCCCAUACAAGGCUUAAAGAUAUGACAAUUGUCAAAAGGGGAAUGUUAUUUCUUUUCAUAGUAUAGUUUUAUUUGUUAGGGUAAUGAUGCUUUUUCAACUUGUCCAAUUUGACGUAAAACAACUCAAUUUGAGCUAGUUCGUUGUUUCUUUGAAGAAAGUUUCUAAUUUUUAAAAGGAAAUACUUCCUAUGUGUGACAUAAGUAAUUUUUGCAAUAUCUUUCAAGUCCUUCUGACUAACGCUUGCUUGUUAAGAGUUUAUUUUUGAAACGGUGCUCACAGUCAAUCUGUAUGCAACUGUUACGCGUUACUUCGACUAUGUCUUACCAAGGAUCACCAUAUUCGGGGCCAGGGGAUGAAUACGAUUUCGAAGAUGACGGGUACGAUGACUUGUACGAAUAUAGGGAUCCGGAGGACACGCAAUCGCAGCAUCCAGCGGACGAUAGUGAUGAAGACACAGAAGAAGCCAGUGAAACUGACAUACCAAAUAAUGAUGAACCAGUCGAAAUUAAGGAACAGAUGUACCAAGAUAAGCUCGUGAACCUCAAAAAGCAGCUCCAACAGCUAGAAGACAACAUCCACCCUGAACUCCUGAGGCGGGUGAAACGACUGGAGCAUCAACUCCACGAACGUCUGAGACUUAACAGAAUAUACAAAGACCACAUGUAUGACGUAGUGGAGAGGGAGUACAUAGCAGAGAAGAAGGCAGCAGCAAAAGAGUUUGACGAGAAAAAGAUAGAGUUGAAGGAAAAUCUGCUGCAUGACUUUGAAGAGAAAAGGAAAUUGAUAGAAGGAGAAAGGAACAGCAUGGAACUGAACGGAGAUUCCAUUGAGGUUAAACCUCCGAUGAAGCGUAUUCUACGCCGGCGAGCCAACGAGCCGGCCCCAGCGCCCGAAAAGCGUCGCAAGCCCCUAGCUACCACGCUGACCUUCCAACUGGACGAGCGGGACAUCGACGCGGACCUGAGGGCGAUAGCUCGGACCUCGCCGCCCAGACACACGCAACCAAGAAAACAUCUCAACUCGAAUAACUGCGAGUCCCCAGUGCGCGAGGGCGGCGAGUGCGACACGCGUGUAGAGGACGGUAAACUGGUGUACGAACGAAGGUGGUACCACCGCGGACAGAGCGUGUACGUCGAGGGCCGGGACAUGCCGCGCUUCCCCGCUUACAUACACGCCAUCACUGACGACGCGAUAUGGGUCAAGAAGCCGAAUUUAGAGAGAGUCAGAAUAUAUGUAUCACAGCUGGCGCGAGGCAAGGUCACUCUGAAGAGAAGGGCGUCGUAAUACGGAGUACUGGGUACACAGUAUGAAAUAGAUGUAGAAAUAUGCAUUUUUUAUUAUUAAAAAGUGCCAAGAUUGUUAUAAUAGAUGUGUGUGGAGGACAGAGGCUUUAAAAUUAUUAUAUAUAUAUACACAUACAUGUAAUAUUAACAUUGAUAUAAGUCAAUGAGCAUAUAAUUGUAAAACUGAGAAUAUUGUUCACUUGUCCCCUACAUGACUCUGUAUAUAACAAUAUAUCACACCAUCCCACAACAGGGAUGAUUAAAUUUUAAUGUGUCCUACAGUCUGUUCUAAGACACUACGGGGUGAAUGUGAUACAUGUGGCUGGUUAUACUCAUAGGAACUUAAUACAUUUGGUUUGAACAAUGAAUUAUUGCAAUAUUUAUACAAUAACAGCACAUACCGCGUCUUCGCUCUGCACAUUUGUGUUUACUCAAUACUAAAAAAGCUAAAAUGAUGUAUUAGCUAUAUACGAAAUGAAAUACUAUAUAACUUUAUGCAAUAAUAUUUACAAGAUAGGUAACAAUUAUAUUUAUAUAAGAAAAUUAUUUACUUUGUAUUGUCUUCCGAAGUAAAUGUCUGUGUAUAUAUCAGUUUAUUACGAAAUAAAUUUAUUGUGAAGAAAUAUUUAAUGAUUGGACUUAAUUAUUGCUGAUUUUGUAAACAGAGCUCUAAAAUUUUUUUUAUUUCAAAUUACCAAACUAACUACUGCAUAUGUUGCCAUAUUAAAAAAUCCAACUGUCAAUCUUACUGAGAUGUAUAAUUCCUUUAUUUUUUGUUGUAAAAUGUUUAAAAUGAAAGCCUUGUAACAUACCAUAUAUCUAUAUGAAGUCGAUGUGUCUCUACCCCGCCAUGUAUUGUGAUGUACAUAUUGUAAAUACUGUAAAAUAAUAAUCGGAUGUAUGUAAGUGGACUGGUUUUAGAGCGAAUCUUUACAUUUGAUUUCCUUUUAUUUUUUUUUGUCAUUAUGUAUGAAUUGUGAACUGUAAAUAAUAUGAUGUGAUUGUUUUGCAAUCGUAAAGGAUAUUUGAAAAAGUGAUCUUUUAAUUAUAUGUGUUAUUAUAAUAA
This is a messenger RNA of Danaus plexippus (monarch butterfly), 2394 nucleotides long. Its product is annotated as sin3 histone deacetylase corepressor complex component SDS3. The coding region runs from base 334 to 1329 and encodes 331 amino acids. Gene Ontology annotation, molecular function: histone deacetylase binding. Gene Ontology annotation, cellular component: Sin3-type complex. The transcript is spliced from 7 exons. Gene Ontology annotation, biological process: negative regulation of transcription by RNA polymerase II. NCBI's taxonomy places the organism in Eukaryota, Metazoa, Arthropoda, Insecta, Lepidoptera, Nymphalidae. The record is from RefSeq and is a predicted model, not a curated record.